Messenger RNA from Paralichthys olivaceus (Japanese flounder), 448 nucleotides. Lineage: Eukaryota; Metazoa; Chordata; Actinopteri; Pleuronectiformes; Paralichthyidae. The record is from RefSeq and is a predicted model, not a curated record.
AAAACCCAUGUGUACAAAAAGACCCUGCAGGCUCUGAUCUACCCCAUCUCCUGCACCACGCCCCACAACUUCGAGGUCUGGACCGCCACCACGCCCACGUACUGCUACGAGUGCGAGGGGUUGCUGUGGGGAAUUGCCCGACAAGGCAUGCGCUGUGCCGAGUGUGGGGUAAAAGUGCACGAGAAAUGCCAGGAGCUGCUGAACGCUGACUGUCUGCAGAGAGCAGCCGAGAAGAGCUCCAAGACGGGGGCGGAGGACCGGACGCAGCACAUCAUCAUGGCGAUGAAGGACAGGAUGAAGAUCCGCGAGAGGAACAAGCCCGAGAUCUUCGAGGAGAUCCGGAAGGUGUUCGACAUCUCCAAGAUGAUCCACGCGCAGUACAUGAAGAGCAUCAAGCAGAGCGUCCUGGACGGCACCUCCAAGUGGUCGGCCAAGAUCACCAUCAACA